AUGGCGCACACCGCUAAUGGAGACGUGAGUUAUUCUUUUCCGGAGGAGAUGAAACGCGGAUCUGUGAUUGGAAAUAUAGCAAAGGAUCUCGGGCUCGAUGUGAACAGACUCUCACCUCGUAAGGCUCGCAUUGAUACUGAAGGAAACAGAAAACGAUUCUGCGACAUUAAUCUGAAUACUGGAGAACUGACCGUAGCGGAGAGGAUCGACAGAGAGGGGCUUUGUGGAAAGAAAUCUUCAUGCGUAAUAAAACAGGAGCUCGUGCUGGAAAAUCCUUUGGAGCUGCAUCGCUUCAUUCUUAAUAUUGAGGACAUAAAUGAUAAUUCACCACAGUUCAAAGAAAAGACAAUCAAAUUCGAAAUAAGUGAAUCCGCAGACAAAGGAUCUCGUUAUUUAUUAGAUGAGGCCCAUGAUGCGGAUAUUGGUGUGAAUUCAGUGCAGUCAUAUACAUUACAAAACAAUGAACACUUUCUUCUGAGUGUUCUUACUGGGGCAAAUGGAAACAAAUAUGGAGAACUGGUUCUUAAUAAAGAGUUGGAUCGCGAGCAGCAAAAAGAGGUGACUUUAAUUCUCACUGCGGUUGAUGGCGGGACUCCACCGAGAUCAGGUACUGUAGCCAUACACGUCACUGUACUGGAUGCUAAUGAUAAUGCUCCAGUCUUUAGUCAGGCCGUCUAUAAAAUCAGUGUGCCUGAAAAUUCUCCUGUAGAUACUGUAGUGGUUACUGUGAGCGCUACUGAUGCUGACGAGGGACAAAAUGGAGAGGUAACAUAUGCAUUUGGUCAUUUAUCAGAAAGCUUUAUUGAAAUGUUUUCUCUUGAUGCAGUUUCUGGUGAGAUUAAACUCACAGGACUCAUUGAUUAUGAGGAGGAGAGUUUAAUUGAACUGCCAAUUCAAGCUAAAGAUGGUCAAGGGCUAGCAGGACGAUCUACUGUAUUAAUUGAUGUUACUGAUGUCAAUGAUAACGCACCACUUAUUAUGAUCAAUUCUCUGAAUAGCCCCAUUCCCGAGAAUGCAUCACCCGGUACAGAGGUUGGCAUCAUUAAUGUGCAGGACAGAGACUCUGAGAAUAACGGACAGGUGCGCUGCUCCAUUCAGCAAAACGCCCCAUUUAAACUCGUACCUUCAAUCAAAAAUUACUAUUCUCUGGUGACCACAGGUGAAUUAGACCGCGAGCUGGUGUCUGAUUAUAACAUCACAAUUACUGCUACUGAUGAGGGCUCUCCACCUUUAUCUUCCACUAAGAAUAUUCACUUCACUGUAGCGGACGUGAAUGAUAACCCACCUGUAUUUGAAGAGCAGAAUUACAGAGCUAAUGUGCAAGAAAAUAACAAACCGGACUCCUCUAUUUGUUCAGUAUCAGCUACAGACCCGGACUGGAGACAGAAUGGCACUGUAGUUUAUUCUCUGUUGCCCUCUGAUGUCAAUGGCGCACCGGUGUCCUCCUUUUUAUCCAUUAACGGAGACACCGGGGUCCUUCAUGCCGUGAGGUCGUUUGAUUACGAGCAGUUGAGAAGUUUUAAAGUGCUCGUGUUAGCCAGAGACAACGGAUCUCCUCCUCUGAGCAGUAACGUGACCGUGAGUGUCUUCAUAACGGAUGAGAAUGAUAACUCCCCUCAGAUAUUAUACCCCUCUCCGGAAGGGAACUCCUUCAUGACCGAGAUGGUCCCCAAAGCUGCGCAGGGGGCUCUCUGGUCUCCAAGGUGA
This is a messenger RNA of Xyrauchen texanus (razorback sucker), 1707 nucleotides long. Its product is annotated as protocadherin gamma-A4-like. NCBI's taxonomy places the organism in Eukaryota, Metazoa, Chordata, Actinopteri, Cypriniformes, Catostomidae. The transcript has a single exon. The record is from RefSeq and is a predicted model, not a curated record. Gene Ontology annotation, biological process: homophilic cell-cell adhesion. Gene Ontology annotation, molecular function: calcium ion binding. Gene Ontology annotation, cellular component: plasma membrane. Bases 1 to 1707 code for a protein of 568 amino acids.